UGUUAUCUUUGCCAAGUAUAGCUCUUUCUUCCUCCCUCUAUCUCAUUUUUCAAUUUGAAAAAAGUUUACCAUUCUUUUUUUUUAAUUCUUUUAGCCUAAAGGUGAUUAUCUUCUUCACUUACCAGAUAAUCACCAAAGGCCUCUGAUCAAAUUUCGGGGGUGUUCAUGGCCCUGAAAGAUUUUCAUCUUAAGCAAAAGGCGUUGCAGCUGAAACGUUUUCUCAUGGGAAGUGCUGGGAGGAAGAAAAGAGAGGUCACUAAUGCAAAGAAACCGUCGUGGAUGAUGCCAGCAGUCUCACAUGGAUAUUAUACGCUUGAGGCCUUUAAAUCACCAGCUGGUUAUGAAGAGUCCAACUCUGACUUUGUUGUGGUUCAGAGAGAGCAAAUUGAAGAGCUUGAGUUGUGGUUUUUGGGAGUUUUCGAUGCUCGGAUCGGUGACAGGGUUGCCAAGUACAUGCAGUCUCAUUUGUUUGACAAGAAUCCUAAAGAGUCUCAUGUAAGGGCAAAGAGCAAGGAGACAAUGAGAAAGGCAUAUCUUGGUGCUAGAGCAAAGACUAGAGAGAGCACAGAGGACACACAUGCAGUUGGUUCAGUUUCUGCGAUGGUGAUCGAUGGGGAGAAGCUUGUAUUAGCUAACAUGGGUGACUAUAGAGCAGUUGUGUGUAGAGAUGGUUUAGCUCAUCAGAUAGGCAGCAGGAACAAUCAAUCAGGCAAAAGACAUUGGUCUCAGAGAUUCUUUAAAGGCAAUGCAGCAAGCACCAGGCAGUCUAAAACCUCAGACCUUGUUGUUGGGGCCGAAAGGGUUGAUCCUGAUACUGAAUUUGUCAUUUUAGCAAGCAGUGGAAUAUGGGAGGUAAUGAAGAAUCAAGAGGCUGUGAAUCUCAUCAAGCACAUUGAAAAUCCACAAGCAGCUUCCGAGUGUUUGGCAAAGGAAGCUUCAAAUAGAAUGAGCAGAGGCAGCAUUUCUUGCUUGGUCAUUAGAUUUGAUUAGUAUGCCAUUCAAUUUGCUUCCACAGUCGUUUGUUCAUCUUGUACGAGACACCUUUUGUUUUGAUCUGAAUAUCAUUCAAACAACCAGCCUAAGAGGGCAAAAA
Molecule: messenger RNA, 1093 nt
Organism: Prunus mume (Japanese apricot)
Lineage: Eukaryota; Viridiplantae; Streptophyta; Magnoliopsida; Rosales; Rosaceae
Product: Protein phosphatase 2C family protein
Biological process (GO): protein dephosphorylation
Molecular function (GO): protein serine/threonine phosphatase activity
Source: RefSeq, a predicted model, not a curated record